Molecule: messenger RNA, 633 nt
Organism: Mandrillus leucophaeus (drill)
Lineage: Eukaryota; Metazoa; Chordata; Mammalia; Primates; Cercopithecidae
Exons: 2
Coding region: 1-633 (210 amino acids)
Source: RefSeq, a predicted model, not a curated record
AUGAAUGCGCCCUUUCAAGGAAAGCGAAAGCCCAAAGCGAGCGGAGGCCAGUUUUCCUGCACACAGCAGCGGCUGACAGUUCGGGGAGGGCCCCGGGCCGCGCACAGGCCCACACAGGCCGGCGGGCGGGGCGCCCUGUGUCUGUCGCCCGGGCCCGCCUGGGGCUCAGCGAAUCACGGAAAGCGAAAACCGCCUCGCGGGAGGCGUGGGCUGAGCGCAUCCCUAGGGGCCGGCGCCACCCUCCUUGGUCACUCAAGUGGAUGGGUGGGGAGCCUGCGGCUGGCCGCCCCGCACCCUCGGAGCGCUCCAGGGGCCCCCAACCCAAGCCCUGCACCUACUCUUGAAGGCGACUGCCGCGUUGUUGACCAGCACAUUGAGCCCGCCGUACUCCUUGCGAAGGAAGUCGCGCAGGGCGCGGAUGCUCUGCAGGUCGUCGAUGUCCAGUUGGUGGAAGCGCGGGCUCAGUCCCUCCGCCUGCAGCUGCUGCACGGCCGCCUGACCCCGCGCCACGUCCCGCGCGGUGAGCACCACAUCCCCCGAGAACUGUCGGCACAAUUCGCGCGCGAUGGCCAAGCCGAUGCCCCUGUUGGCCCCGGUCACCAGCGCCACGCGGCUGCAGGACGACAUGACUGA